UCCUUGUGGUUGCAAAAGGGUGCGCCAUCUUUGUCAUUUAAUCACUCAUUGUUUUGUGGCUCUCCUUGUUUACUUACUAAAGUAUGCUCAUGCUAUUUUCUACUGAAUAGUAGAAGAACGGGAAGAACGUAGAACAACCCGGCAAGUAUCAGUAUAUUUUCCAAAGAAAAAUUCCAAAGAAAUGAAAAAGAAACUUCUGUAAUUCAACCUGAGACCUUUCGAUAGGUGAUCAGAUACAGCACUGCAUUUUACUCUUGUCCACAAACCUACCUGUCAGGCUGGACCAGUCCAAAACGAAAACUGUGAGCAGCUGUGAAGGUGAGAGAGAGAGAGAGAGAGGAACAGUAGGAUGGUGACCUUGUGUCUGAGCAGCUCACCGAUCUGUCAGCUGCACAGAAUGUCUGGAAUCUAAGUAACAAGGAGUGGAAGAGUUAAGACGAGUGAGAUGACAUGUAAGGGAGGGAACACGCGAAGAGCUACAGGUCCUGAGAGCUUAUGACUAAUACUGCAGCCUGAGAGAUGAGACAUGCUACCCGGGAGGUGAGUUUUACGCUGUGUUGAUUUUUGUAUAUUCAUAUUUUUCUUCGACUUAUUUUGAUAUUCUCCUUACUUUCUUAUGUCAACACGAGCUGGUUGACAAGACUGCUGAAGAACGUGAAAUGUGCUCAGAACUGAACUUGUGAACCCUGAACAGGUGCGUUAUCUCAGGAACUCAUCAUCAAGAUUGUCACAAACGUCGAGAUAAGGUGUGUUCUGGGCAGCUAUUCUCGACAUGGAAAUACUGUGACUUUUUGUCAAAGGGAUGAAUGAAAUGAUCAUUUUAACUAGAUUGAAAGGUGACAUGAACUGGCUCCGAAUAGUCUUGUUGUCACACAGCUGUCAUUAGUGGGAACUUUGAUCCUCCCAGAGACACGCACCUGGCUGCGAUCAUGUCAAACUCCCAAGAGCAGAGCCUGGAUGAGGAUGCAGUGUUCCUGCCGGUGAAUGAGUCCUCCCCAGAGUUCCUCCAUUGUGAGAAGGAGCGUCAAGCAGUGGAAAGACUCCUAAAUGCAGGACCUGAGGCCUUCUACAGCUCCAUUGGCACAGAGCACGCCGGCGGCUUCCUGUCUUCUGAAGAGGUCAGCCAGAUAUCAGGCUGGGCUCAGGACUAUCGCUUUAACUCGCUGCAGGUGCAAAGAGAGGUGAAUAGAGAGGAUGGCAGCUCAGAGAUGGAGGACUUCUGUUCCACCUACUUUCCUUCCUACUCAGACACACCAGCCCCGAAUCUAGACAUUGGCUGGCCUGAAACAAGCCUGUGGGUGCCGAAGGGGAACGUUACAGUACACACCAGUCCUCCUGCUGAGGGGGAGCCUCCUGUCAGAGAGAUCAUCAGACGGCACUUGCAAAAAGCCAAACAAGUAAUUGCCAUUGUGACAGACAGAUUGACAGAUGGUGCAAUAAUUGGUGAUUUACACAAUGCUGCCUCCCGGGGUGUCCCUGUUUACAUCAUCUUGAACCAAAGGUCCAUUCAGGAGAGCUUCACGCUCAACAGGCUCAGGCAUCCGAAUAUGCGGGUCCGUGUUCUUGGAGGGAAAACCUUUUGUUCGAGGACGGGAAGAAUGGUGGUUGGGGAAAUGAAAGACAAGUUCCUUCUGGUGGAUUUAGACACAGUGAUUCACGGCAGCUACAGCCUCACAUGGACAGACGCCCACCUGCACCGGCAGCUGAUCACGGUUCUGAGCGGCCCAGUUGUUGACUCAUUUGACAGGGAGUUCAGGAUCCUUUUUGCUGCUUCACUCCCCGUUCCAGACACUUGGAGGGUUGCAGGUAUUCGUGUUGACGAUGCUCAUCAGCUGAAAGACCUCUCAAAUCUCAGGUUUCAAAAACCUCUCCCAUUGGAGCCUGAAAUUACCAGCCCUCCAUCCCCACCUGCUGAUUCCCUCCUGGACUGGGAGGCCAUGGGGGUUAUCCAGAGAGAACGCUGCUUCCCAGACAGUCCUCUUAAUCAACCUGAGGAAAUUGUGGCCAAGGAAAUGCCAUUGCAGAAAAACAUGCUGUUUGAUAAAAGCACACCCAUUAAGGACGGUUUUCCUAACAAUGGAAACCAAUUUUGGUAUAAGAGAAGGUUAAGUGAUAACAUCUCCCCUGUGACAAACAAUGUGCCGGAUAAAUCAACAACUUUCAAGGUGGAACGCAUGAUACAGAAAAAUCUUUCCAGGCAACUCUCCAUAGAGAAGAGCACCAACUUAGAUGACAGAAGAAGAGUUGAUGAUAAAGCUACAGAGCCAGCAAACAAUAUGCCCAUAUUUUCUUCUACUAAGAGGAGAGAGCACUCAAAGAGGGAGCCCAUUUUGGAAGAGGAAAACAGCAAAAAAACAAGCUCAAAAAUGGAGAACACACCAUCUUCUAGAAAACCUUUAAUCCUGAGGGUGCCGCAGUCUGAGAGCUUCAGCUCUCUGAGUGACAUUAUGAAGAAAAUUCACCCUCAGCCGAGCUCUUCUGGGCUGCUCAAGAGAGGAUCAAAAGCUGCUGUGUCCGAAAUGAGCCAGUCGAUGAUGGACCUGAGCGUACACACAGAUACAAAUGAUGAGAGAGCAGUGCCAAGGUUUAAAGCCGGUGGCUUUGAUCCGGGUCAUAUGACACCUGCUUUUGCCCUGAUGAAGAAGAGGAACGAUGACGUGAAACAUCUAUUGUACAGAACUCCAAAAAACUUUAUGCCCAGAGAGAGGCCCCGCAGCUCCAGUUAUGCCCUCAAAAUGGACUGGAGGAGGUCACUGGCAGAGAAAGAAGGAGAACAGGAAUGAGGAGCGAGGAAAUCAGAAAUAUUAGCAUUGAGCACAAUGUUCAGUAAUAACGUCUUCUGUCACUGACGAAUGGCAGCUUCUAGCAGUGAGUGGUUAUGACCUCUGUAGUGUUUGUUAGGAUGUAUAUAAACUAGUUCUGUCUGUUCAUUUAAUGUCCCACUGAAUUUUAUGAUUAUAUGUUUCACUGUAUACUCCAUACAUUGUGUUUGAUGCAAUGCUUUACUUCUGAAUAUGUUUAAAUAAAUUGUUCUGUUAAUGUUGAAUGGUA
This is a messenger RNA of Dicentrarchus labrax (European seabass), 3051 nucleotides long. RefSeq names its product family with sequence similarity 83 member E (gene sack1e). NCBI's taxonomy places the organism in Eukaryota, Metazoa, Chordata, Actinopteri, Moronidae. The coding region runs from base 930 to 2783 and encodes 617 amino acids. Gene Ontology annotation, biological process: epidermal growth factor receptor signaling pathway. The transcript has 9 exons. The record is from RefSeq and is a predicted model, not a curated record.